ACGAGUACAAAGUACUACAACAUCCUUACGCCAAGUUGCUUUCCCAAAAGCACUUGGUGUAACCUUGCGCUUCUCCUCACAAUUUCGCUGCUUUGGAGUGAGCACAUAUCCAUUCGGUUGCGCUCCAUUGCUGUAUGUCGGUCGCUCAUCUGUCUACAUCAGAAGCUAGUCACAAACCUCUAAGCUUGCACAGUUACAACAUUGUUGCGAUUAUGUCGUCUGGAGCCCCUAGUGCGUUUACAAGGCGUCCGACCGUUGGAGACUCGUUGCAUCCUAAGAAGGUGCUCGACAUGCACGAUAGAGAUUCGAUGUGGAGCAACGGUGCUGUGGUGUGCGACAAGUGGCUGAAACACGGCAAAUGCUCUCGCGCGAGGUGUCGUUAUGAACAUAGGCCCCUCCACCCCAACGAGAAGCCACCUUUGUGCGCUGAUCACUUCAAGAGGAGAGAUCCCUGUGGCCGCGGAGAUCAGUGUCCUUUGAUGCACAAUAUGACGGGUGUUGGGAAUUCCGAUGGUAGAAUUUCACCUGUUUCUUUCGAGAACGAUGCUGCUGCUGCCGGUAGGAGUGUCCAACCAAGGAGGAGUGAGAAUGAGAAUAUCCGUGCUCCGGCACCCAUAUCGCAGAAUGGAGAUACGGAAACCAUCAUUUCGAAAAAGGACAGACCCGACCUUCCGCUUUAUCAGCCUCCGCCUAGGCGCGAUUCGCAUAUGGAGACGACUGAUGGCCCACGAAGCCCCGGUUGGGAAUAUGUCGGACGUACCACGCUCAGUGCUUCGUUUGAAGCAAGGCCAACUGCUUGGCACCCGAGUGGCAGGGCCCAGCGCGAUUGGGGUAGAGGCUCCACGACUGCUAGCCAGGCCUCGAUCUUUGGAGGACUUCCGUAUGCAGUCCAGGCUGGACUCAAUCAAGAAGUCUUUACACAGCCCCGUGGUUUUGUUGCGGGACCGCAUCGAACUGGCUUCGCACCAGACUUCAUUCCAAAGUGCAUAUCCGGCGCGCUGAUCCCAGACAGAACAACACCCGGGCAGCUUGACAACCGCUCUUCACAUCACGUUGGGGCAUCGUAUGAACCCUGUUCACCGCCGGGGUUGUCCGGAGGUGUUCCGCUAUACCCAACUUCGAAUCCCAAGACCGACAGUGGCAAAGACGCUGGAAAAAGCUUAAUGCUGAUUACCAAGCUCGCGAACGAAGUUAACGACGAGAACCUGUCAUGCAAAGACACUGAGCAUGAAGAUGCAUUCUACCACCAAAUUCACCUGGUAGAAUUAAUCUGUGGACAGCACACCCGCACUUCUGGCUUGAAACCCCUCCCACGUGCCUUGCAUGAACGGGCCCCUUUUCUAGACGUUCAACCGAAGUUGCUCGAACAGCAGACCAUCAUGCCAGAAGUCACCAUUGAACAUGAGCCCACUAGUGGCGCCAACGAUCCUUCGAAGGCUAUCGGUCUACAGAUCACGCCGUCGAAGACUCAACCCAAAUUGGACAAACAACCAGAUGUCGUUCCAACGGUUGUUGUUGCGCAUGUUGUCACGAAUGGGGUCUCUAGGGCUAUCGGGGAAGUUUUGCCGCACAAAGCAGACGAACAGCCAGCAGACGAACAGCCGGCAGCCGUUCCAGAAGUCGCUAUGGCGGACAAAGUUUCCGGAGGUACCAGUGGAGGAACUUCGUCGUCCGAAUCGAACAAACAGCCGCCCAUUACCCCACAGGUCGCUGUUACCAAUGAUCUCCCGAUAGAUAUCACCCUACAGACCACCCAGCUUUCGGAUGACGUGCCACGGGCUAUCGGCAUACCCGAGUGGGAGAUUCAACGGUGCUUCAACUGCUUCCACGAAGGACACAAUUAUCACGAUUGCCGCAUGCCCAGGUUGGACGUUCUCACGAGAGAAAAAAUUCGCGACGAGCAAGGCGUGAUUAACCGUAGAUGGACGCAGGAUUUGUUGACGUUGCAUCGUCACAAUAUUCCUUCAGCAGUUAUUACAAAACAUCGCGGCUAUUCAAGGCUCUGGGAGCCGUACACCUCGGCUACAACUGGACGAUAUAUCACGCCUAGUGCAGCUUUCUUUUCCCAGCGAGCGACGAACAUCAACAACCAGGCGGAGAAAAAAUCAACCUGCAACAAAGGUGUCCAGACUGACUACGCCGUCUACGACCAGGGCGUUCGGGUUCGUCGACGCUCAUCGAGAAACAAGAAACACCGUAAGAAGGCGGAAGAGAAUAAGGCGGAGGAGAACACGGUGGAGGAGAACAAGGUGGAAUCCUCACCUAUUACACCGGAAAAGGAGACGGAAACAUGUUGGCUGUGCAAAGGGCGUCACCUCGGGUCUGCAUGCAAGGCAACGUCGCCUGACAGCGAUCCCGCUGACUGGGAGGACACUAAGUGGAUGCCUAACACCAAUGACUUGCCCCAGCUCCCGAAAAAGCACGCUUUGGGGCGCCAAAUCAGCCCGAAGCCAAUCAAGUCAUUGAAAUCGAAGAAAGGCUCGAAGCCCUCCUUGGUCAAGUCGGCGCUUGUCGACUCCAAAACCACAACCUACAAGGUCGAGAGGUCCGCGAAAGACGGUUUUCGGGAGUCUGGUGAUAAUGACGCUCCCUACGAGGAGACAGUAUUGGACCGUGAUGAUCUUACAGGGCUGGUGAAGUUGGACAAGGAGCGCAAGUCGAAAAGGAGGAGCUCUAAUAGUGGCCAGUCCAGCUCCGUUGGCAGCGCAACCUUUCAAUCUUCUUAUUUGUGCCGGUGCCCCAACGAGCUCUUAGAGUCCAUCUUCGCAUACGCCGCCGAUGGCGACGCAUAUACCGAGGACAAGAAGAUCAAGGACAUCGUUACCGGAAACAAAUGGGACAUUGAAGAGGGCGUCCAAGACACCUGGAGAAGGGCAAGAAACCUUGCGGGAGUUGUGAAAUCCUGCCGACAGCUGCGACUUGUUGCUCAACGUGUCAUCUACAGGGUCAUCUGCAUCAAGAGCUACAUUCCUCUGCGUGGCCUUGCUCGCACACUGACUGCGGAUCCGGAGCUGGGACAGAUGGUGCAAGUGCUCAAAAUCCAUCUGGAACAGACGACAAUCAGUUACAAGAAUCGCGGCGUGUACAGACACGAAAUGGUCAACAACGUUCAUGUCACGACUACGGAUUACGCCAGUUUCUUUGUGAGAAUCGUCGAGAGCUGCCGUAACCUUCAAAUCCUCUCGACCAAGUUGUAUGGGAGCGCUUUGGGAUUCGGAGCCUUAUUGGGAAGAUUCCGUCACAUGAGGGAAAUCGUCAUCUCCGAUGAGACGAGUUGUGGGCAGGUUCUCAAUAAGAUGUGGAAUCACCUGAUCAAUUUCCCGAAGCUGAACAAGUUCAAGAUCGUUCAUUCGCCCAUGAACGACUCAGUGGACUUUACCCCGCUCGAGAUCCCAUUUCACAUGGCGGAGAGAGGCCUCGAUUACGGUUUCCGGGCACUGAGUAACCUCCAACUCGAAAAUGCCCCUGAAGUCUCGGAUGCGUUACUCGUUUUCCUGGUGCGCCGAUUCUACGUUCUCAGUAAGCUCGCUAUCGUGAACUGCAAGCUCGUGACAUCCGCUGGCAUCGCGCGUGUCCUCGGCGAGAUCCCGAACAAACUCUGCCACCUGAUCUUCUGGGUCUGGCUCGACCGCACUGGCCGUGCCAGCUCGCGCGAAGCUCUCCCUUCAAAAUAUCACCUGUGCGAUGCCCUGCGCGAGCAUGGGACGUCUCUAAUGACCAUGAACUUGAAACCGCAUAAAGUGUGUGAGGAUCUAUGGAAGGAGUCGCACUUCAAUCACCUCCAGAGGAUUGUGAUCGAUAUGGCGCAGUUCUCUCAUUGCUACAAGCAGACGAUCGCCAGAGGUGAAACCGACAAACACGAAGGUUUUUUCGAGGAUGCCUACAAGCUGGCCUGCUCUGAAGACCGACUGCCGUGCAUGGACGAGAGCCGUUUGUCCAUCAGACUUCACACCAAUGGACUUUCCUAUCACUAAUGGCAUUUGCUACAAGUGGUUUACUCACUGACGAGAUGCAUCUUCCCUUUGUUUUAAUGCUUCGCGGCGCUCUGGAGUCACACAAAACGUCAUUUCUGCAAUUUCAAAGGGGGAUUUCUCAUCGUCAGCGACCAGACAAGCGGGAGAUAUGAUUUGAUGAGCUUUUACUACGUUGUCUUUUCCUAAUACAUUUGUUCGGAGUUCUGU
Molecule: messenger RNA, 4181 nt
Organism: Tricharina praecox
Lineage: Eukaryota; Fungi; Ascomycota; Pezizomycetes; Pezizales; Pyronemataceae
Exons: 6
Coding region: 135-3974 (1279 amino acids)
Molecular function (GO): metal ion binding
Source: RefSeq, a predicted model, not a curated record